CAACAUCAUUACUAUGGACCCUAGCUGCCGGCACAGAAGAGCCUAGCAGAUCAAUAAAGGCUACCCGAAGAUAGGACAAGCCAACAUAUGCGGCCAGGUAGUGACCAGUCUCUUGACCCGUGGGGAGACGAGUCACAGCCGUAGGGAAGAACUGCUCCAGAGAAUUUGCCGCAACGUCCUUGAAAGUCUUUGAGAAUCGGUAUGCAAGGUCGUAUACCGUUCUAUCAUCAAGGAUCAGGGGCUUUAAAAAGUCGAUUAUGCUGGCAUCCUCGCCACCGUCGCUGUCGCCUUCAAUAUCUGCGGCGGAGGCAACGAUCUCCAUGAUGGGUAUCAUCGACGGGGCCUCUCCGUCAUACGAACUUGACGGUACAGAAGAAGUAGUCAUCCUGUCCCUAGGUGUAUAUUAGCUAGUAUCAGUGAACAGUCAGGUCCUGGGCUUGUUACAUCUCGAGAUAAGUCCCGGCCAUCUUUGUUCAAAAGCUAUGCAGGGCUCAGAUCUAUAAGAGUUGGCUGUUUCGGGCUGCCAGGGAUAUAUCUAUGAACCACCACCGUCAAACUUAUCCGUCAACCCAGCCUAUAGCCUCGAUGUCCCACCGAUCUAAGCAUCAGCCAGGCUAUUCAUAGGCUGUCAACUAGUCUUUCUGUGAUGCCUUUUCCAUUCGUUGCUUCAUCGUCGUCGGCUGGCUUCGAGAUGGAUCUGAGUAAUCUUCACGUGACCACCUCUUGCUGGAGGCGUGAAAAGUCCAUCUAAGAAGUAGAAAAGGGACGAAGACGACGAAGUGAAGACGAGGAAGUGAAGGAGAAGAAAGCAACCUGCAUAGAGCAUCCUAACAGAAGCCCAAAGAGACGUCCCAGCGAGCUCCUCGUCUUGUCGUAUAGGUGAGUUUCUCCCCCGGCUCGCGUCUGCGUCUACUUGGUCCACACCACAGGCUCCGGCAUACAUCUGGCACCACCACAGCUUUCCGCCGUACCUCCACGCACAGCGACCCUUGGCUAUAUCCUAUCUCUACCGGCUCCAUCUCUGCCAUCCCCGGCACAUCUCUACGUAUGCUCUCUCGCAAUGGUGCUAACUUCUGGAAAGAAGGGCAGUCCGCUGCACCCGGCCAUGCGGUGAGCAUGGCGGACCCUACAGACCUAAAUCUCGAUGCACCAAGCGACCUGCAAGAUAUCCCCGAUCUAUCCCCAGUAGACGACCUCGUUCCGCCACCUGAGGGCACGUAUCCUGAUAAAGCAUCGUUAAUUGCAUCGGUCCAUGCUCACGCAAAAGCUCACGGAUACAAUGUUGUGGUCAAGUCAUCGAGCACGCCCACCGAGAAGAAGCCAGGGCGGACCGCGAAGGUUUGGCUGAGAUGCGAUCGCGGAGGGCAGUACAGGCCCCGAAAUGGGCUGACAGAGGAGACUCGUAAGCGGAAACGAACGUCGAGGUUGAUGGACUGCCCAUUCAUGCUAGUGGCGGCUGGCAACCCGGGCAUCUGGACGCUUACUGUGUUGAAUCCGUCUCAUAACCAUGGAGCUAUAGUGGAUAAACCGCGCCAGACGCCUCACCACCGUGUCAAAAAAGGCCAGGUCACUGCUGUACCCUACGACUGGCCUCAUGAUGCUACUUUUACCCCCUUCACCACGGCUCUGGUAGUCGUGGACAUGCAGCGGGAUGUAUGCUCGCAAGAAGGAUACAUGGCGUAUCAAGGCUAUGAUGUCACUCCUGCAAUGGCUCUAAUUCCUAAAAUCAGACGGCUGCUAGACGCUUUCCGCGCAGCGGGUUUCCCAGUUUACCAUACUCGCGAAGGCCAUAGGCCGGAUUUGUCUACCCUCUCUACUCGAGAGAACUUCCGCUCCCACAACAAUCCCACAGCCACGGGGAUCGGGUCCACAGGUCCACUAGGACGUUUUCUCAUACGCGGUGAGCCGGGCCAUGAUAUUGUCCCAGACCUCUACCCACUGGAGGGAGAACCUGUUAUCGAUAAGCCAGGUCGUGGCGCCUUUGCGCACACGGACUUUGAACUCUUGCUACGUAACAAAGGUAUCAAGAACCUUGUCGUUGUCGGUAUGACAACAGACGGAGCCGUAGCAAGCACUUUGCGAGAAGGCUGUGAUAAGGGAUUCGACUGCUUGCUACUGGAAGAUGGUGCAGUAGCACUCGAUCAUACUCUUCACCUCGGUGCUUGCAACAGUGUGAAAAUGGAAGGUGGCUUACUCGGUGCUACGUCACGUAUAGAUGACCUCGUUCAUGCUGUGGAUAAUUUCAAGAACCUCCUGGUGAAGAAGAUGGCGCCACAGAUGAUGGUAUCCUGA
Messenger RNA from Trichophyton rubrum CBS 118892, 2292 nucleotides. RefSeq lists its product as uncharacterized. NCBI's taxonomy places the organism in Eukaryota, Fungi, Ascomycota, Eurotiomycetes, Onygenales, Arthrodermataceae. The transcript is spliced from 2 exons. The coding region runs from base 1048 to 2292 and encodes 414 amino acids. The record is from RefSeq and is a predicted model, not a curated record.